Molecule: messenger RNA, 889 nt
Organism: Aphanomyces astaci
Lineage: Eukaryota; Oomycota; Saprolegniomycetes; Saprolegniales; Verrucalvaceae
Exons: 2
Coding region: 184-837 (217 amino acids)
Source: RefSeq, a predicted model, not a curated record
UUUGAGAUCUGUGCAUUCUGCGUUCGUGUUUUCGCAAUACUACGUCUUACUAUGUAAGUCACUAUGACAUUUGAGAUCGUCCUAGUUCCAAAAGUGUACCUGCUGUAACUGCCGCCGGUUCAACCUCGGGCAGUUUCACCUGUUCCUCUAUUCCACCAAUCUACACCCCAGGAGGUCAACGACAUGGGCGACGGCGCGGAGUACAACGUCGAGUACACGGACGACAACCCCGAGGAGUUCAAGUGGGUCAAGCGUCCGGGGCCUGUCAAGGUCACGUACGCCAAUGGCGACACAUUCGAAGGCACGUUCAACUCGGACAGACUCAAGCACGGCCACGGCAAGUACACGUGGAACGAGAAGACCGACGACGACGAGGUCAAGGAAAUCGCGUGGUACGACGGCGCGUACGAGAACGGCAAGAAGCACGGCGUGGGCAAGAUGCAGUUUCCAACCGGCGACACGUACCACGGGCAGUGGUCGAGUGAUGCGAUUGACGGCGAAGGCACGAUCGUGUACAAGAACGGCGACAUCUUUAGUGGGUCGUUCGACCAAGGCAUCAAACACGGCAAAGGCACGUACGAGUACGCGGAGGACAAGAGCCAGCUGAUCGGGAACUGGGUCCACAACACGAUCGUGGACGGCAAGUGGCUGUUCAAAGAUGGCGGGUACUACACCGGACGGUUCGAGAACGCCACCCCCAUCGGCCAGUGCUUGCUGCAGUUCCCGAACGGCCUCCAACAUGAAGGCGAGUACAUCAAGGUGGACACGAUCAACGCCGCGGGGGACGCCGUCCAAGUGCACACGUGGAAAGGGGAUGCCGUGACCAAAGUGUUUUAGCAAUGGAUAUGUACAUGUAGUGACAUGUUAUUACGAUGGUAUGUACGUGUUG